This is a messenger RNA of Macaca mulatta (Rhesus monkey), 1217 nucleotides long. Lineage: Eukaryota; Metazoa; Chordata; Mammalia; Primates; Cercopithecidae. The record is from RefSeq and is a predicted model, not a curated record.
UGCAGCGCGAGCGGGGCCGGUGGGCGUGGUUUGAGACGGCGCCGAGUCCAGGCGGGCGGCAGGGCCCGAGGGGCCGCUGGCCGCGGGCAGGCGACCUGCAGCGUCCCUGGUCUCUCCAGCCCUCACUCGGGACCGCACUGACAAGACCCUCCCCUCCCCUGGGCUGGACCCCUCUCUACAGCUAGGAGCCAAUGGCAGAAGACAGAACCAAACCCAGUGAGCUGGACCAAGGGAAGUAUGAUGCUGAUGACAACGUGAAGAUCAUCUGCCUGGGAGACAGCGCAGUGGGCAAAUCCAAACUCAUGGAGAGAUUUCUCAUGGAUGGCUUUCAGCCACAGCAGCUGUCCACGUACGCCCUGACCCUCUACAAGCACACAACCACGGUAGAUGGCAAGACCAUCCUUGUGGACUUUUGGGACACGGCAGGCCAGGAGCGGUUCCAGAGCAUGCAUGCCUCCUACUACCACAAGGCCCACGCCUGCAUCAUGGUGUUUGAUGUACAGAGGAAAGUCACCUAUAAGAACCUGAGCACCUGGUACAUGGAGCUUCGGGAGUUCAGGCCAGAGAUCCCAUGCAUCGUGGUGGCCAAUAAAAUUGAUGCAGACAUAAACGCGACCCAAAAAAGCUUCAAUUUUGCCAAGAAGUUCUCCCUGCCCCUGUAUUUCGUCUCAGCUGCUGAUGGUACCAAUGUUGUGAAGCUCUUCAAUGAUGCAAUUCGAUUAGCUGUGUCUUACAAACAGAACUCCCAGGACUUCAUGGAUGAGAUUUUUCAGGAGCUCGAGAACUUCAAGUUGGAACAGGAAGAGGAGAAUGUGCCAGACCAGGAACAGAACAGCAGCAUCGAGACCCCAUCAGAGGAGGCGGCCUCUCCCCACAGCUGAGGGGCUGGGGCUAGGGGUGGGUGGAGCCUUUUUAAAGUACCCUUCCCUUCAACAGCUCUCCAGCUCUGAAUGGAGGAACUCUCUAGGCCAUCCCCUUUUCUACCUCCUGCAGCCCAUCCAUCCUAUUAGCCUCCCACAUUCAAGGCCCUUAAUGCAGGGAUGAGGUCAGCACCAGCAAACUCUGGACUGGUGGAAGAAGUCCUCACCAGAUCUCCUUGAAGCAGAAUUAGGGAUCAGUAUCAUUAACACCUUCCCCACCCCCUCCCCCCAGGCGGGCAGUGAAGAGAAUCAGAAAACAUGAUUAUGUGUCACUUUAAUAAAGGAAAUUUAGGUGUU